Jatropha curcas is the source of this 1301-nucleotide messenger RNA. Its product is annotated as SGNH hydrolase-type esterase superfamily protein. The record is from RefSeq and is a predicted model, not a curated record. Gene Ontology annotation, molecular function: hydrolase activity, acting on ester bonds. NCBI's taxonomy places the organism in Eukaryota, Viridiplantae, Streptophyta, Magnoliopsida, Malpighiales, Euphorbiaceae.
GAGAAAAAAACGAACGGUGAAAAAAUGUCCGGGCCGUGGGCCUAAAAACCGUGCGUUGAAGAAACGCCACCAACCAACCAGCGAAAGCAUUGGACAGAGCUAGCGAAUCAAUUGCUAAACUAAACAGCCUUGCUUGCAUGGAAGGCAAGGGCCUUAGAUAAUCAUAAUCUGCGGAUUGUUUCCAGAUCAGUUCCCCUCCAAUAAUCAACCGCUUUGAAGAUCCAUUCUUGCUGAUCUCUGUCAUCUGUUGACUAGCACAAACAAGAACCGGAGUGCUAAAAGCAUAGAAAAUGAGGCCACUGAUCGUGUUAUUUGGAGAUUCAAUAACAGAGCAGUCUUUUGGAUCAGGUGGUUGGGGUGCUGCUCUCGCUGACACUUACUCUCGCAAGGCUGAUGUGUUAGUUCGUGGCUAUGGUGGUUACAAUACUAGAUGGGCUUUGUUUUUGUUGCAUCACCUUUUCCCUAUUGGUUCUAUAAAACCUCCAGUUGCUGUCACAAUAUUCUUCGGGGCUAAUGAUGCAGCUCUAAAAGGGAGAACCAGUGAGAGGCAACAUGUUCCUGUGGAUGAAUAUAAGGAGAAUCUAAGGAAAAUUGUCCUGCAUUUGAAGGAGUGCUCGCCUACCAUGUUAGUUAUACUUAUCACUCCACCACCAGUUGAUGAAGAGGGACGCAAAGAGUAUGCUAAAUCUAAAUAUGGUGAGAAAGCUAUGGAACUGCCAGAAAGGACAAAUGAAAUGGCAGGAGUUUAUGCAAAGGAAUGCGUUGAAUUAGCAAAGGAGCUAGGCAUCCGUUCCAUUGAUAUAUGGUCCAAGAUGCAGAAGAUAGAGGGCUGGCAGAAAAAAAUCUUAAGUGAUGGCUUGCACUUGACACCAGAAGGAAAUGCGGUAGUCAGCCAAGAAGUUAUAAGGGUGUUCAAUGAAGCAUGGCUUUCUGCUUCAGAAAUGCCAUAUGAUUUCCCUCACCACUCAGAAAUUGAUGAUAAGAACCCUGAAAAAGCUUUUGAACAGAGAUGCAUAUAGCACUAUAUUGCCUUUACUUUUGAACUUUAACGAAUCAAUUGGAUUGAAGCCUCUGGUAUCUUGAUUUCUGCCAUUGAUUGUUUGAGAUUUGCGGCUCAAACGAUUCUGCUGCAGAAAGCAUUUGGUUCUUUUGCUGUUGUCUGGCAAAUAUUACUGUACAGAUUUCUCAUUAUUAAUUUUUUGUAUCAGAAUCAAGGGUUUCUUUUCUUUCAUCACUGACUUAGAGCUUUGGGCUAAACAGUGGGAUUAGUAAUUAAUUAAGCUAAAUAUAUUUUAUCUUUA